AUGUCUCCUCUUCUGUCUGCUCCCCCGGCGAAGACCCAAAACAAACUCAACAAUGUCCUCAAUAACGUUGCCAAACAAUGCAACACAUCGCCCGACCAAGUCCAAGAUGUCUACCCUUGCACGCCGCUGCAGCAGGGCCUGAUAGCCCUAUCCGUGACGACCCCGGGCGCGUACAUGGCACAGCAUGUGUACAAGCUGCAGCCCGGGGUCGAUCAGGAACGCAUGAAACAAGCCUGGAGCGCCGUCUUCCAGAAACACGCGAUCCUGCGCACGCGCAUCCUGAUGCUCGGAGAAAAUGCCAUGCAGGUGGUGCUGAAGCACGCGGUGGGCCCGUGGAGCGACUGCAGCGAUCUGCAGGCAUAUCUCACAGCAGAUCAAGCGAUCGCUCUGCAACUGGGCGAACCACUGUCGCGACUGGCCAUCUCCGCUUCCCAUGUGGUCUGGAGUGCCCACCACAGCAUCUACGACGGUUUCUCCGUCGAGCUUAUCCUGCGUGACGUCGCCGCUGUCUACGCCGACGGGGAUAUCCCACAACGGCCCUCGUUUCGCCAGUUCAUCCAGCGCACCUUCCAGCAGAAGCAAAAGGCGCAGACUGAGGAGUUUUGGAAGCAGAAGACUGCCCACAUCGAGGAUGUGGAUUUGUUUCCCCGGCUGCCAGCUCCGACACACCGACCGCAGCCCAACAGCGUUUACGAGCGUGAGACGAGACUGUCGAUUGAGGGCCCGUCAAGAGUCACUCUGUCGACCGUCGCAAACGCAGCCUGGGCCCUUGUGCAGUCCAGCCAUCUCGGGGUCGACCAGGUAGCGUAUGGAGCGACAUUAAGCGGGCGCAACAGCAACAUGCCAGAUAUCGACAAGGUCGUUGGCCCUACCCUUGCAACAGUCCCAGUGUGUCUGGACGUGAACCGCAACCAGCUUGUACGCGACUAUCUGCAGGCGACGCAGGCUUACUUCACUGAGAUAAUUCCCCAUCAGCACAUCGGACUGCAGAAUCUGAAGCGAUUGAACGCGACUACGGCGGCAAUUUGCAACUUCCAGACCCUCUUUGCGUUCCAGCCAGCAGGUAUGGCUGAGUCGCAGCCAUAUAGCCAUCUCCUUGCUGAGGAGAACGAGGCUGGAAUCGAUGCUGGUUUCUAUAACUACGCCCUUACCGUGCAGUGCUCCCUUGCCGGGAAUGGAACCUUUAAGCUGCUUGCUUCAUACGACGACAGCCUGAUAUCGCAACCGCAGAUGGAACGGCUUGUCUUCCAGUUCGAGCACAUCGUCUCCCAGCUCAUCACUAAGAACGGGACAGAAAAGCUGAAGGACAUUGACAUUAUUUCUCCCCAGGACCUGGCGGUGCUUGAUGCCUGGGAUAGAAUGGCUGAGCGAUAUCCAGCGCCAUUACCCUUGGACGCAAUCAGUCACUCCAUCGCCGCUCGUCCUAAUGCCACAGCUGUAUCUGCCUGGGACGGCACCCUCUCCUACACACAACUCGACGCCCUCGCAGGGAGACUCGCCAGCUGGCUGGUCCAGAGCUGCAACGUCGGCCCAGAAACAGUGGUCCCGAUUUGCUUCCACCGGUCGCAGUGGAUGAUCGUGUCCAUGCUGGCAGCCCUGAAGGCCGGCGGUGCAUUCCUCCUGCUUGACCCCAUCUACCCAGAGCAGCGUCUCAACUACAUGAUGGACAUGGUGCAGGCUAGAACCAUCUUAAUCUCAGAAUCAUGCAAAGAAAAGUUCACCACGUUCAAUGGAACAGCCCAAGUCGUCGACGCUGCCUGGUUCGACACCCACACCGAAAAAGCCAUCCCUCUUCCUCUAGAGAAGGACCUCCCUUCUGAUCGCGCCAUGUAUCUCGUCUUCACAUCCGGAACCACCGGCCAGCCAAAGGGCGUUGUGACCACCCACCAGAGCUACGCCGUAGGCGCAGCAGGACACAUCCCAGCCCUCGGCCUAGACACAAACACGCGACAGCUGUUCUUCUCAUCCCCAGCCUUCGACUUGAGUAUCUACGAGACAAUUGGGUCCUUAAUGGCAGGCAGCACCAUCUGCGUCCCAGCAGAGGAAGACCGGAACGGCAGCGUCGCGCCCGUUAUACGGAAUAUGAACGUGAAUAUGAUAUCCCUGACUUCGUCGUACGCCCGUCAUAUGCGUCCUGAAGACGUUCCUUGUUUGAAGACGCUUGCCUUGGCGGGAGAGCCCAUGGCGACGGACGUUCAGCGCGUCUGGGCCGAUAAGCUUACUCUGCUGAAUGCGUAUGGCCCGGCUGAGUGCUCUGUUGUUAGUACUGUGAGACGCCCUGUCUUGAUGGAUACGUAUUCUGCCAAUAUUGGUCCACCCACGGCGGGCAGGGCGUGGAUCGUGGAUCCGAAGGAUCAUGACUCCCUGCUUCCCAUAGGAGCUACCGGUGAGCUGCUGAUCGAGGGAGGGCAUCUUGGUCGUGGGUACCUGAAUGAUCCGGAGAAGACGGCGGCAGCGUAUAUCUUUGAUCCCCGCUGGGCGAAGACAAAGGGAUCCGGACCAAGACGGUUAUAUAAGACGGGUGACUUGGUGCACUUUGAUGAGGAUGGGUCUAUCAUUAUCGAAGGACGCAAAGAUACGCAGGUCAAGAUCCGAGGCCAGCGUGUUGAGAUCGCAGAGGUUGAAUACCAUGUUACGAAGUUAUUCCCCAAGGCUGCUGGGACUGCUGUCGAGGUCUUCAGACACGAGAGCCAGGUCCAUCUCAUAGCGUUUCUCUUCUGCGAUGAAGAGACGUGGAAUGGAGGUGAUUCCUCAGAGAAGAUCCUUCAGCGUCUGAGCACCCCUGAUAUAAAGACUAUGUCGGAUAUCAAGCUCCAGCUCGAAAAGGUCCUCCCUCACCAUAUGGUACCUACUCGAUACCAGCUGUGGCCGCACAUGCCCACCUCGCUUUCUGGGAAACUAGAGAGAAAGGCACUACGAGAGGAGCUGCGUCGCCCGAGUGGAAAUAUCAUCGAGCUCGACGAGACAAGUGCCGUCUUUCCUGACAUUGAUCCCUCAGACAGCGUUGCCCUCCGCCUCAACCAGAAGAUCCUGGAUCUCGCAUCCGGCGAGAAGACAGCAGCCCUGGAGGGCCGGGACUUCCCCCUGUCUAUUCUCGGCUUGGACUCAAUCCAGCUUAUCAGCAUUGUGACAUUCAUCCGCAGCGAGUGGGGAACCAAGAUGACAGUCGGCACAUUAUACGACCUCAAGCUCACCCUGACGGACCUGGCAGACCUGAUCAAGGGCCCGCAAUCAGGCAGGACAAGUCCGGCUGUACCAACUCUUGACUUGUCGAAAGAGCUGCAGAGCGUGUACCGGGAAUUAACACGCCGGUCGGAAUCCGUCAAGCAUAAACGAAGGGUCUUCCUGACUGGUGCAACCGGGCUGCUAGGCUCACAGAUCCUGCGUCAACUCCUCGCCGACCCCAGCGUGCAGCGAGUAAUCGUGCAUGUGCGCGCAAGCGAUGCCACCAAGGGCAUGGCCCGCGUUGUAUCUACUGCAACAUUAGCCAAAUGGUGGUCCCCUUCCUACGCAAGCCGGGUGGAAUGCUGGCCAGGGGAUCUUGCAAUGCCCCAGCUCGGUCUCCAGUCUGAGCAGUGGCGGAUGCUCUGCGGACUAGGAGAGCCGGAGACCCGAGUCACCUCAAUCAUCCACAACGGUGCAGCCGUGCAGUGGCAGGCACCGUAUCAGGCGCUCAAGGCUGCGAAUGUGGACUCUACCGUGGAACUGUUAACGGCUGUAGCGCAGUGGGCAGAGCCUGGUAGUUUCACGUUCGUCUCGGGAGGGUUGAAGAAAUCCCCAGGGCAGGACUUUGAGUCGUUCCUGAAGGCCCUGGAACAGGCGAACGGGUACAGCCAGAGUAAAUUCGUUGCUGAGGAGCUGGUCUCGCGCUUUGCGGGCCAUCAGUCUGUCCAUCGAGUCUCAAUUGUCCGUCCCGGUUGGGUUAUCGGGACUGAGCAGGAUGCUGUCCCGAAUACCGAUGAUUUUCUGUGGAAGCUAGUCCAGGCCUGUAUCCAGAUUGGAGCUUAUCCUGCUGAGGGAGGAGAGCAGUGGUUGACCGUUGCUGAUGCUGAGGAGGUAUCAACUCGUAUUCUGGGCACCACAUUUGCAGCCAGUGGUGACUCUCCAUCCGUUGAUAAUGUGGACAAUGGUACCACGGUCUCGCGCUUCUGGGAGCUAAUCAAGGAAGCAACAGGCAUGAAGCUGACCCCGAUGACCGCUGAAAGCUGGAAACAGGCUGCGCAGGACUUUGUUUCUCGCCAGUCGAACCAGGCGCCGUUUUUGCCGGUGCUGGCUAUGCUGCAGGAUCCCCAGAUGAGCUUUGGGGUGAAGCAGCCCGCAGAUGCAAGACCGAGUGGCCAGGUCGAUGCUGCAAUGAAGAGCAAUGUCCGGACUCUCGUGGAAGCUGGCUUCUUCUCUGAGUCUCCGAGUGCAACUGCUGCGGCGAAGGUGUUUACCAGAUCCCGUGUUAACGAGGCUCGACCGGGGUUGUUUCUUUAA
Aspergillus puulaauensis is the source of this 4479-nucleotide messenger RNA. Its product is annotated as non-ribosomal peptide synthetase. Gene Ontology annotation, cellular component: cytoplasm. The transcript has a single exon. NCBI's taxonomy places the organism in Eukaryota, Fungi, Ascomycota, Eurotiomycetes, Eurotiales, Aspergillaceae. Bases 1 to 4479 code for a protein of 1492 amino acids. Gene Ontology annotation, biological process: amino acid activation for nonribosomal peptide biosynthetic process; secondary metabolite biosynthetic process. Gene Ontology annotation, molecular function: phosphopantetheine binding; catalytic activity. The record is from RefSeq and is a predicted model, not a curated record.